AAGACCCCUCCAGCCCCUCCCCCUUUUCCUUUCCUUUAUUCCAACUCCCCCCACUUGCGAGUUGCCAAUCUCUCUCUCUCUGUCAACCCUCUCUGACUCUCCCAUUAAUGCCACAUAAACAUCUCACAUCUCAAACCUCCAAAGCUCAUCGCAGACAAGAAAAACCAGAGAUGGGAAAGAAAAUGAAACUCCCCUUCAUUUUCAAAAACACAGAGGCAAGCUCUUCUUCGUGGCCUUGGCCUUCUUGUAAGCAACCCAGAACCCUCUCCUUCCGGACCCCCAGCGACAUUUACAAGACCAUCAACUCCAUCUACUUGGAUCCCGCCGUUAAUGAUCACGUGGUGGAGACGACGACCGAGUCGUUUUUCACCAACUCGUCCGAGUCGGCCAGCUUCUCGACAACCUCGGAAUACUCCCGCGUGGAUCCGGUGGAGACGUUGAUUCGUGGGCUGCGGUCGGAGACAGAGAGGCUGUUUUUCAAGCCGGGAGAGACGAGCUCGAUAUUGGAAGAGGCGAAGGAAGGUGGGUUUCCUUUCAAGGAGAGCGUGGUUUUGUCAAUGGAGUCCCAAGACCCUUACGUGGAUUUCCGCAAGUCCAUGGAGGAGAUGGUGGAGGCUCAUGGAGUGAAAGACUGGGAUGCUUUUGAAGAGCUUUUGUGCUGGUAUUUGAGGGUAAAUGGAAAGAGCAAUCAUGGGUAUAUUGUUGGAGCUUUCGUUGAUUUGUUAGUUGCUCUUGCAUUUGCUUCUUCUUCUUCUUCUUCUUCUUCUUCUUCUCAUUCUCCUUCUUCUCCAUUAUCUUUGUAUACUUGUUCAUUUUCUUCUUCUACUCCUUGCAUAUCCUUAAUAGAAGAUGAUGAGGAAGAUGGCGAUCCUCGUUGUUUAUCUUCAUUAUCAGAAGGUGACGAGGAGAUCGAAGAAAAUGUUUGAUUUAAUGGAAAUAUAUGUAUACGCCGGUAGUUUUGGUAAAUUAUAGUGGAGCUUUUUUUUUUUUUUUUUUCAUAUUGAAGCAAUUAUUAUUAUUAUUA
Corylus avellana is the source of this 1024-nucleotide messenger RNA. RefSeq names its product transcription repressor OFP13. Lineage: Eukaryota; Viridiplantae; Streptophyta; Magnoliopsida; Fagales; Betulaceae. The record is from RefSeq and is a predicted model, not a curated record. Gene Ontology annotation, biological process: negative regulation of DNA-templated transcription.